AUGUCACUGAAGGGUCAAACGGUGUUUAUAACAGGAGCUUCCCGCGGCAUUGGAAAGUCUCUGGCACUUCGUUUUGCUCGCGAAGGAGCUAACGUGGCAAUUGUUGCGAAGACAAUUGAGCCCAAUCCCAAACUACCUGGCACUAUUCAUGAUACUGCAAGGGAGGUCGAAAGGUUAGGAGGCUUUUCUCUCCCCGUUGCUUGUGAUAUUCGAUUUGAGGAUCAAAUUAUUGCUGCAAUCGGUGCCACAGUGAAAAGGUUUCUUUUGCCGAGAAUCGAUAUUGUCAUCAACAACGCAUCUGCGAUUUCGCUGACCAAGGUCCAAGAUACAAGUGCAAAAGCAUUUGACCUGAUGAACGGAAUCAAUGUUCGCGGGACUUAUCUGGUUAGCAAGCAUGCGGUUCCCUUUCUGAAAAAAUCAAGAAACCCGCACAUUUUGGCGCUUUGUCCGCCGAUUUCUUUGGAGAAGAAAUGGUUUGCAAAGCAUACCGCCUAUACGAUGUCCAAAUACGGGAUGUCCAUGGUAAUCAUGGGCUUGUCUGCUGAACUUCAAUCGGAAGUAAUGCUUUGCUUGAUCUAA
Mitosporidium daphniae is the source of this 579-nucleotide messenger RNA. RefSeq lists its product as uncharacterized. Gene Ontology annotation, cellular component: mitochondrion. NCBI's taxonomy places the organism in Eukaryota, Fungi, Microsporidia. The transcript has 4 exons. Gene Ontology annotation, molecular function: oxidoreductase activity. The record is from RefSeq and is a predicted model, not a curated record. Bases 1 to 579 code for a protein of 192 amino acids.